Molecule: messenger RNA, 1485 nt
Organism: Vigna unguiculata (cowpea)
Lineage: Eukaryota; Viridiplantae; Streptophyta; Magnoliopsida; Fabales; Fabaceae
Product: GATA transcription factor 7-like
Biological process (GO): cell differentiation; positive regulation of DNA-templated transcription
Cellular component (GO): nucleus
Molecular function (GO): zinc ion binding; sequence-specific DNA binding
Source: RefSeq, a predicted model, not a curated record
GGUGCAGGAACAGAGAUCCUGAUAAGAGAGAGAGGACGGAAAGAGAGAUAAAGUUAAAGAAAUUAAAUAGCACCAAUUUCACCGAGAAACCCUCUCUCUCUCUCUUCAUCUCGUUUCUUGUUCCUUCAAAGUUCAAACCUUCAAAACCCUCUCUUCAGUUUUCCCCUUCCCUCUCCCUUGUUCCUCUUCUUUACAGGUAACUUAAACUAUAAUAAUUAAUUAGCGACCAAAUAAAAUAAAAAAGUAAACUUUCACGUUCUUUCCCCUUUAACACAGUUGAGCUCUGGUUCAGUUUGUCGUAGAAAUGGAGGUAGCUGUGGCCAAAGCGUUGAAACCGAGUUUAAGGAGGGAGUUCAUCGUUCAGCAAACGCACUGCGAGGAUUUUUUUUGCCUCAACGCCAACAACGUUGCCGGCGGCGACGAUUUCUUCGUCGACGACCUAUUUGACUUUUCAGACGGCUCUCUUCACCACGAACCACAAGAAUACGUGGAAGAAAAAAAGAGUUUAUCGGCCUCGUCGCAGUCAAAGGACCGUGGAGAAGACGAUAGCAACUCUAAUUCCACCGGAGUUUCUUAUGACUCACUUUUCUCCGCCGAACUCGCCGUUCCGGCCGGUGAUUUGGAGGACCUAGAGUGGGUUUCACACUUUGUUGACGAUUCUCUCCCGGAGCUGUCUCUUUUAUACCCGGUUCGUCCGGAGGAGGUGAACCGGCGAGUCGAACCGGAACCCUCAGCGAAGAAAACGCCUCGUUUUCCGUGUGAAAUGAAGAUAGCGACCAAGACGAGAACGGUAAGGAAUAGAAAACCCAACGCUCGCGUGUGGUCGUUGGGCCCGUUGCUCUCCCUCCCGUCCUCGCCGUCUUCGUGCUCUUCUUCCGCGACGGAGCCGCCCGCGAAGAAGCAGAAGAAGCGGGCCGAGGCCCAGCCCGUUGGGGCCCAGGUUCAGCGGCGGUGCAGUCACUGUCAGGUGCAGAAGACGCCGCAGUGGAGGACGGGCCCACUGGGCGCAAAAACCCUCUGCAACGCGUGCGGGGUCCGCUACAAAUCGGGUCGGCUUUUUUCGGAGUACAGACCGGCCUGUAGCCCAACCUUCUGCAGCGAUAUUCACUCCAAUAGCCACCGGAAAGUGUUGGAGAUUCGCAAGAAGAAAGGGGUGUCUGGGCCGGACACCGGUCCGGCCCAUCCCCAGGCCCAAAUGGUUCCCACCUGCUGAUAUUUUUAGACUAGGAAGAGACAUGGCAGAUUAGGUAUACAGAAACCGGUUUGAACCGGUUUGAUUUUUUUUUUUUUGUAUGAUAUUUAUUUAGUGUUUUUUUCGUUAUAGUUAGUGGUAGGGCUUAGUUAGGUGAGGGAUAUUACUAUGAGAAAUAGGAAUUAGGCAUUGAUUGUUUGUAGCAGCGAUGUAUCCCAUUUUCCUUAGCAUCUUGAUUUUAUUUAAAGUUCAGUGAAUUGUGAAGAUAAACAAAGUUUUUUGUUUUAUUAUUA